AUGGAGCAAGUCCAACCUUCAGCUUCCGAAGUGCUCACAGAUGACGCACAGAAGACAUCACAAGAGCCGCAAUCUGCUUCUGGAGCUACCACAAGCGGGAGCUCCCAGCAGCAAGCUCAACCGACAUCUGCGCCAGACGCAAAGGGCGUCACAAUCUGCGGAGUAUGCGAGAAGACUCCAUCAAAGUACAAGUGUCCUCGAUGCUACUUGCCCUAUUGUUCAGUCGCUUGUAACAAAAUUCACAAAGAGAACCAUCCUCCAGACCCCGAGCCGAAGUCAGUUGAGAAGCCCGUCGUGUCAGAAGCAGCUUCCAAUGGCACUGGCGACGCGACAUCAAACCCAUCGAAUCCCUUUCAUGCUUUAGAAAAGUCAGAGCAGCUGCAACGGCUGUUUCGUAAAUACCCAUGCCUUCAACAGAAAUUACUCGACAUAUAUGCUGCUACACAGCCUCCUCGAGAAGAUCCCGAGAAGAGAAUACCAGCUUCCCUGAUGCAAGGUGUGCCGAAGAAAGAUAGCUGGAACCAUGACAUUGGCAUCAAGAAAGGGAAGGAGGCUUUACGCAGAGCUCGUAGGGCUGACGGUGAAGCAGGCGAGGCCAUUCGAGAGUAUUCCGAGUUGGUUUUGCAUCUUAUCAAUACUCAAGAUGGCAAGGGCGAGGUUGCCACCUUGUUGCAGCAGCAGGCGGCACAGGAAGACACGAAGCUGAUUGAGCAAUUGUUGGCACAAGAGCGACGAUGA
This is a messenger RNA of Pochonia chlamydosporia 170, 738 nucleotides long. Its product is annotated as zinc finger domain-containing protein. NCBI's taxonomy places the organism in Eukaryota, Fungi, Ascomycota, Sordariomycetes, Hypocreales, Clavicipitaceae. The record is from RefSeq and is a predicted model, not a curated record. Bases 1 to 738 code for a protein of 245 amino acids. The transcript has 2 exons.